Messenger RNA from Trematomus bernacchii (emerald rockcod), 1699 nucleotides. It is a transcript of the gene fez1, whose product is annotated as fasciculation and elongation protein zeta 1 (zygin I). The coding region runs from base 267 to 1496 and encodes 409 amino acids. Lineage: Eukaryota; Metazoa; Chordata; Actinopteri; Perciformes; Nototheniidae. The record is from RefSeq and is a predicted model, not a curated record. The transcript has 10 exons. Gene Ontology annotation, cellular component: axon; cytoplasm.
GGCUGUGCGCAGGCUCUGUGAGCUGCUGGCUGCCUAUUGAUUGGAAAACAACGGGCUGUGGGAGGACAGAUAAGGGAGGCUGUGGGCUAACGGGUGAGGGAAGGGAUACAGACCGAAGCAACGACCAUCUUUACCUCCCUGAUUUUCUCUCUUUCCCCUGGAAUGAGUGUAGCUGCUGCUGCUCGGGAGGUUUAGGCUCUGAUUCUCCUGCUCUGAAGAUCCAGGCUGCAGCAUCCAGACCGACAGCAGCCUCUCCUGCAGAAAGCAUGGAGGCCCCUCUCGUGUGUUUGGACGAGGAGUUCGAGGACCUCCGGCCCUGUCACAUGGAUGAGCUGGACCACCCGGCGCUCCAACAGUCCUCCUACUCCUCCACCUCCACCAUACCGCUGAGCUCCAUCACCAGAGAGGACUUUUCUGAGCUGGAGAACUUCUCCGAGAUGAUGAGCUUCAAGUCCAUGGAGGACCUGGUCAACGAGUUUGAUGAGAAGCUCAACGUGUGCUUUCACAACUACAACACCAAGACCGAGUGCCUGGCGCCCAUACGCAACCAGACACACAGCCAGGAGGAUGAGGAGCAGCUGCAGGACGAAGAUGUGUGGGAUGCUCUAACCGACAACUACAUCUCCACCUGGGACGGCAACGACUCUGAGGGACUCAACGGCAAUCUGUCGGACCAGGAGAUCCACGAAAAAGAGGAGGAGGAGAUGAAUGAGAAGAAUGACAACGCCAACUGUCUGAAUGAAGAGCCUCUUAUCACAGCUGAUCAGGUCAUUGAGGAGAUAGAUGAGAUGAUGGAGAACUCUCCAGAUCCUGUUGAAACUGAGGAGGAGGAGGAUGAGGAGGAGGAGGAGAGCAGCCGCUGCUCCUCCAGCACCAGCCCCUCCCUGCUGGAGGAGAUCCGGCAGCUGUCCCUGGCCUCCAACAACAACUGCUCCUACGAAGGCCUGACUCUGAUGCCCAGCUCGGGGCUGGUGGAGCUGCUGCAGCGGGUGGAGGCCACCAUCAGAGAGUUCUCCGAGGAGCUGGUCGGCCAGCUGGCCCGGCGCGAGGAGCUGGACUUUGAGAAGGAGGUGAAGAACACGUUCAUCACGGCCCUGAUGGAGGUGCAGAACAGGCAGAGGGAGCAGCGGGACAGCAGCAAGCGCAGACGCCGGGACAAGACCCUGAGCCUGCAGGGGGGGGGGACGCCCCCUGUGACCGGAGGGAACACAGCCCCCACAGCCAACACAGAGAAGACCGGGAGCAUGCCUGUCAAGCGUUUCAGCAUGGAGGGACUGUCUAACAUCCUGCAGACCGGCAUCAGACAGACAUUUGGAAGCACAGGAAAUGAGAAACAGUAUCUAAACACAGUUAUUCCAUAUGAGAAGAAAGGCAUCCCUCCAACUGUUGAAGACCUGCAGAUGCUCACAAAAAUUCUCUAUGCCAUGAAGGACGACAGUGAGAAGGUGCCUACAUUGCUAACUGACUACAUACUGAAAGUCUUGUGUCCCACCUAAAGCUCUGGAGGCCAGGGGCCACAUUGUGACGGAGACUUCUUCCUGAGGGCUUUCCACCCCUCCCUGCCUCUGGCCCCCGCUGCAUGACCUCCCAUCUUUACCAUUAUCAAUCAUGGAUCCUCACCAUCGACAUCACUGUAUCCACCUCGACUCUGAUUACUGCCUUUCGCUGAGCUCACCGCCCCCCCCCCCCCCCCCCCCCC